CAAGAUGAAUGACAACCUAUUUGUCAGUUUGGACAGACUUUUGCUGGAAUUUGUUUUCCAGUAUGAGCAAGAUAUAAGUACUAAAGAAGAUAUGAUUCAACGAAUUAAUAAAUGUGUUGAAGAUAUUAAAGAAAACAAAGCAACUAUUUGUAAGAUACACGAAACUAUAAAUACAACAGAUGAGGAAAUUGGUCAUUAUUGUAAACAUAGUAAGGAGAUCAAAGACAACUGUAGUAACUGGAAGCCAACAUGUGAUGUUUUUCAUAAACAUGAAGACUAUAUGCAGGACCAAUUUACUAUUUAUCAAGAAACUAUUGAAAAAGACAAAAAAAUGUACCAUGGUUAUAUAUGUCAGUAUAAAGAUGUUUUGAAGCAAUACCAACUAAAAUACUCAGAAACACCCUUUGCACGUGAAUAUUAUGAGAAGAAAAGAGAACAUGAAGAAAUUCAAAACAGAGUGUUGGCAUGUACUGAACAACUAAAAAUGAAUGAAACUAUUUUUAUGGAAUUUCUAGUUCCUGCUCCCUUUCCAUCACUUACUAAAUGGACAUUACAUAUGGUUAAUUUGAGAUAUAAAACACAAGAUAUUCUUAAACAUGCCAACAAUUUUUCCAAAAGUUCAUCUGAAUUGAAGAAAGAAGUAGAUGAAGUAGAAAUAGAAACUAAUUAUUUAAACCAGCAGAUUGCAAGACUUUAUGAAACUAAGAAUCUUUCAGAAACUCUGGAAGAAAAAAAUAAAAAUAUAGAAAAGAGAAAGGAAUUGAAAGAAAGAAUUUUUGAAAAAGAUGAACAACAUGUGCAUGUAUUGAAUAAAACCCCUCAAAACAGUCAAUUAUUUCUUCCAUAUGAAUCUCAGAAAUUAGUCAGACCAAUAAAAAUGCAUUCUUCAGAACCAAAAGUUAUAGAUGAAAAUGAAGAAAGUUCUGUGAAGCAGUCAAAGCUUGCCAAUAUUGACUUCAGACAAAAAGAAAAUGAUACACAGGUAUUUAAUGACUCUGCUGUGAAUAACCAUUCAAAAUGUUCACAUGUUACAGCUAUUAAAAGUUCACAAAAUUGUAUGCAGUUCAGAUUGGUAACCCCACAGAAACAAUCAAAUUGCAAUCGGUGGUUUGAAAAAGGAGAUACAGAUGCUGAGUGUGGAGAUAAAGGGACAGUAAGACAAUUAAGAGAAUCAAAAGGUACCUCACAAGUUCUAUAUGCAGAACAUUUUGGAAAGCCAAUAGAAAAUAAUAGUGAUGCAGUAGAGGAAAAGGCUGAGAAUUUUCCAUUAACUCCUGAAAUUCCUUCAUUUUUAAGAACUCCAGAAGCUGUGAAAACACCUGAAUCUUUGGAGAAGUUAGUGUUCCAUAAACCCCCCUCAUUUGAAAUUCGGGAAAAUAGAAAUACAAUACCUGAAGGUCAAACACAAAAGGAAUCCCCUGGAUUUUCUUUUCUUAUGAGUUAUACUUCUAGAUCACCUGGAUUGAAUUUAUUUGAUUCUCCUAUAUUUGAUUCAGAAAUCUCAUCAGAUCAGUUUAAUGAACGUUCUGCAGGAAAUUUAAAUCCUCUCUCAUCACAACAAGAAAUUGGAAACUUAUUUGGGAAACCAGAAAGAGAAGAUGCCUUUACAUUUUCUUUUCCAUCAGAUUCUUCUACUCAUACGUUUGGAGCUGGAAAAGAUGAUUUUAGUUUUCCGUUUUCAUUUGAACAAGAUCAAAAUUCAACACCUUCUUCUGUAAAAGGUUUCUCAUCUUCCUCACAAAAUACAACCCAAUUUACUUUUUUUGGAACUAAUUACUAA
This is a messenger RNA of Ceratotherium simum simum (southern white rhinoceros), 1780 nucleotides long. The record is from RefSeq and is a predicted model, not a curated record. NCBI's taxonomy places the organism in Eukaryota, Metazoa, Chordata, Mammalia, Perissodactyla, Rhinocerotidae.